This is a messenger RNA of Dichotomopilus funicola, 711 nucleotides long. RefSeq lists its product as uncharacterized. NCBI's taxonomy places the organism in Eukaryota, Fungi, Ascomycota, Sordariomycetes, Sordariales, Chaetomiaceae. The record is from RefSeq and is a predicted model, not a curated record. The transcript has a single exon. The coding region runs from base 1 to 711 and encodes 236 amino acids.
AUGGAUUCGUUCGCUCGCCACGGGUAUGCCCAGGGUCACCGGUCAUCCCGCGUUGAAACAAAACCAGUGUCCAGCCUGUCGCAGCAAUGGGAAUACGGCUAUGCCGCGCCCUCUGACGGGCGGAGGAGGCCGGCCGAAGGCGUUGGAUUUGAAGAUGGUCAUCGGGAAGCCAUGCGUGCUCGGGAUGUCUACCACAGACGGCCCCUAGGUACAUAUGACCCCGUGGGUCCGUAUCGAGAGCGGGAGGCGAUUCAUGAGCGGGGUCCGUAUCGCGAGGGAGAGCCAAUUCACCAGCGCGUGGAACUGCGUCGCAAGCACGAGGAACCUCCGCAGUCUCGGCUGGAACCGAGAGCUGAUAGCGCUUCGGACACGGACGAGUCGGGCCCCCGAAUCGCUAGACACACCAGACUUCGGGACGAGGACCCGGGUGUGGUGAAUUAUUAUUUUGACCUCGACCCGGAGCCCGUCUUCUACUCAUUCGGCGAGCUGGCGGGUAGGGAAAAUGGGAGCCCGCAGCUUAGUGGUGACGGCCUUUCCGACAACGAGUCAGGCGCGGCCGCACAGGACGAGGAAGUCUCAGCAGCCGAUGAGACCCUUAGCCCUGCCGCCUACCAUGUCCUGGAGUCGCAAUACAGUAGCGAUGGAUACGAGCAUGGCCACCAUUCUGCAAAGCUUACAGCUGUAUUGAGCGAGAGGGCUACCGUGUCUUAG